AAAAUGUGAAAUUGAGUAGAAAAGGUUAAAUAUUCAUGCUUGUUAGUUGUUAGCUGAAUAUGUUUUCAGGUUUUGCUGGAAUGGAUGUUUCUGGGUUUCAUUAAAGAGAUUUCAACUUGCAUCCCUGUGAAGAAGUAAAUUAAAAGUAGUGGACUGAACUCAGUUGAUGAUAAUUGUGUCUGAGGGAUGCAGCUUGCAUUACUGGUUUCUGUUUCCAUGGUUUUAUGGAAUUGUUGAGUUUGCAAUGUUUUUGAUUGAGUGGUUCUCCACUUCUUCUCUUCUCUUUUCAUAAGUCUCUGAAACUGAGAUCUUAUAACCAUUCUAGUUAAGGUAUUGAGUUUGAGUGUGGUUUCUCGGUGCCUUCUUUGAUUUUUAUUUUCCCUACCUUGAUUCAAAUGAAAAUAACCAGCAUUUCCCCAAAUUUUAAUAUUUUUGAUCGAGUGGUUCUUUUUCAUUUAAACUCGGUAAAAGUGAGGUCUUUUAACUUUGUAAGUUGAGGUAUUGGUUUUAAUUGUGGCUUUUGGUUUUAUCAAACCUUCUUUUUUACUACUUUGAUUUGUAUUUUUGCUCACCUCACAUGUUGGCCUUGCAUCUGAUCCAUAAAUAUUUUGCUUUUAGUCUCUCGUUUUUAUUGGAAUUAUAUUUUGCAUCCCUAUGAUGAUGGAUAUAUUCAUGUUAAAAGUAGUGUCUGACUUAUUGAAGACAAAUAUGCAUCUGAGGGAUGCACCAGCGCACUCUGUUUGGGAUCUUCAUUUUCCUUGAUUAAAUUUGUCUACAUUGGGAGAAUCUUAUCUGUGUCUUUUAUCAAUGAUUUACGCUGUUGGAUUUAAGAUUAUGGGUUCUCUUGUAGCUUGCAAAAUUUUUCUUCUAAAGCUUUUCUUUGACUAACCUUAACACACAAGCUUGUAGGAGGCGUGAUCAACUUGUUUAAUUAUAAUCAAAACCAAGCUAACUCAGGGCUUAAGGGGGUAUUUUCCCAACUUGGAAGGACGAACAGUGCAGAAUCUUCAAUUACAUUUCAUUUCCUCAUUGUAUUUUCCAUCUUUGAUUUUAUAUCUCUGUUGUUCACAACACUCACUGAGUUCUCUCUCAUUGUGCUUUCCAUUCUGUGUCCACUCAUAAUGGCUGAUAUCGCCCUCACCUUCGUUACCCCUCUCAUAGAGCUGGCACUUUCCAAGGCGGCUUCUUUUGCUGCUGAACAGAUCACUCUUGCAUGGGGUUUGGAGAAGGAGCUGGAGGAGCUUGCUGAUUCUCUAACUCUGAUUCAAGGGGGUGCUCGAAGACGCGGAGAGGAGACAAGAAAGCAGUCCGGCCAUAGGCCUCUUUUUACGAAAUAUCGGUCUAGGACAGACCGCUUUCUUCCCGUUAAUUUAAAAGUUUUUGGAAGGAAACAUGGUGUCUUAGACAUUGUUAGGUUGUUGCAAGACCUAAGGGAUAAACAUCCCCUGUCUGGCAUUUCGGUAGUGGGUAUGCCAGGUGUUGGAAAAACAACAUUAGCAAAAUCAAUAUACAAGACGGUAUAUGAAGCAAAGCUCUAUGAUUUAGCAUCUUGGGUAUGUGUAUCAGAGGACUUUAAUGUACAGAAGCUGUUGGUUGAGAUAUUAGAACAUUUUAAUUAUCCUAAUGCUGGUGCAAUUAACAAUAUGAAUAUACUGCUUCAAUAUCUUGUAAAAGAAAUAGAAAACAAAACUUUUCUUCUCAUUCUUGAUGAUGUGUGGAACGAAGAUCAGCACAAGUGGGAAGAUUUCAUCGAUUGUUUGUUGAAAAUUCCCGGACUUGAAUCAGAUAAGAAAGGGGAAAAAGAAUCGGAGGAUGUGCAAGGGAAAGGGCUCAAAUCAGAAUCAGAUGACGAAGGAAAAGUGAUAAAAGGCACCACCUCGAUCACUAAAAUUUCCAUCGUCAUAACUACUCGUGUUCAAAAUGCAGCAUCCAUGAUAGAGGGGACACUUCAAGGUGAUAUGCAUAGGCAUUUUGUGGAGGAGCUUUCAACAGAUGUUUGUUGGUGUAUAAUUAAGGAGAAGGUCCUUCGAUCAUCCGGCCAAAAGUCCUUACCCCCGAAGUUGGAAUAUAUUGCUCAAGAUAUAGCAAAAAAAUGUGGAGGCUUGCCAUUGGUUGAAACUGUUAUAGGAGUAACAUUGGGCCGUCAUAUUGAGGAAGAUAAGUGGUUGGCUAUUAGAAAUAGUAAUGCAUGGGAUAUAGAAGAUGCAAGUCAAAUUUUAUCUGUAUUGAAAAUAAGCUAUGAUCAUUUGGGUGUAGCUUUAAAAAAAUGCUUUUCUUAUUGUUCAAUUUUUCCAAAAGAUUUUGCAAUGGAAAAAGAUGAUUUAGUUCAGCUCUGGAUGGCUCAAGGGUUUCUUUACCAAUCUAAUGAAAGCAAUAAGACAAUGGAAGAGAUUGGCAACCAGCACUUUGAUGAGUUGUUAUCCAAUUCCUUAUUUCAAGAUGUGGAAAGGGAUCAUUUUGGAAACAUCUUAUCUUGCAAGAUGCAUGAUAUAGUGCAUGAUCUUGGCUUGUUUGUAUCAAAAGAUGAAACAUUGAUUUGGGAGAAUGGUUCCAGUGUUGAUGAGAAUUCUAAAAUCCGCCAUUUGAGGGUUAAAUAUGAUAGAAAUGUGCUUCCAACCAUUCCAAGAGGUGUUGCUCAAAGGUUGCAUUCUUUGUUCUUGGAUGUUGAUGAUGUUGAUGUUUUCAAUGACAUGGCAUUGAAAUUUAAAAGGUUGAGAUGUUUGAAAUUAGUGGGAGCAAACACAAAAGAGUUGCCGGCUUCUCUUGGCAAAUUGAAGCAUUUGAAAUACCUUAGUAUCUCAAAAAAUGGAAUCAGAGUGCUGCCAAAAUCCUUCUCCAAGCUGUACAAUUUACAAACAUUAAGGCUUCAGAGCUGCCAUUAUGUUGAGAAGCUUCUGAUGGCAUUAGAAACUUGUAGAAAAGGUAGCAACUGCAAUGAUGAGGAGGUUUUAGAUGGUCUCCAACCUGACUCAAAUUUGAAAUACUUGAGUAUUUUCGGUUAUCUUGGAGAGAAAUUCCCCUUAUGGAUGACAGGUGGUGUCAAAGGUGGUGCUUCAUUCCAGCUUGAGAACCUAGUGGAGUUGACAUUAUUCAAUUGCAAUGGAUGCACAUGUUUUCCAAGUGUUGGACUAUUGCCCAGUCUUGAGGUUCUUUGCAUUAAAGGAAUGGCCAAGGUAAAAAGCAUGGGUCACAGCCUCAUGUAUGACUUAGAAGAAUGGGUUGAAGUCAUUGAGGGGGAAGAAGCAGCAACAGGAGGGGAAAGCAUCAGGGUGUUUCCUUGCCUUGAGGAGUUGCUUAUUGAGGAUUGUCCUGAGUUGAAGACUUGUGUGAUGGGUGGAUUUUCUUCUCAUCAUAAGCUCUGUUCCCUGACAAUACAUAAUUGUCCAAAUCUGAUAGCUAUUCCAAACAUGGACGGGUUAACAUCUCUUAAGAUUUCUCUAGGGGGAUGUGAUGGGCCAAGAUCAUCUCCACCUACACCACCAUCUCCAUCUCCACCACUGCCCAAUUUUAGGCUGAGCCCCACCUCAACAUUGCAAGGAAAUUCCAAAGCUUCAAGGAAUUAGACCUUAUCUCUUUCCUUUUUCCAGGUCAAUGUUUGACACAAUUGUUCUUUUGGAUGUUCAAUAUGAUUGUGUUUGUAAUUGAUUAGUCUGUUGAAGUUUAAGCAAAACAGAUAUCUCUUCUUUGCAUUUAAACAAUAAUCUAAUUUUCUAUUCCAGAGUAGGAUGAAUUAUGUCUGUUUCAUGGCUACUAAAAUUUGCCUUUCUGA
Messenger RNA from Rubroshorea leprosula, 3769 nucleotides. Lineage: Eukaryota; Viridiplantae; Streptophyta; Magnoliopsida; Malvales; Dipterocarpaceae. The record is from the annotation of a GenBank genome assembly.